This is a messenger RNA of Cylas formicarius (sweet potato weevil), 1563 nucleotides long. Its product is annotated as queuine tRNA-ribosyltransferase catalytic subunit. Gene Ontology annotation, molecular function: tRNA-guanosine(34) queuine transglycosylase activity. Gene Ontology annotation, cellular component: cytosol. Bases 310 to 1506 code for a protein of 398 amino acids. NCBI's taxonomy places the organism in Eukaryota, Metazoa, Arthropoda, Insecta, Coleoptera, Brentidae. The transcript has 6 exons. The record is from RefSeq and is a predicted model, not a curated record.
CGUUCUGGUUUCUUAGAAUUAGAAUUGAUGUUGACGAGAAAAAAUAUAUCAUCCGCGUAUAUGCAGCAUCUAUUUUAAAACAUACAUUCAUGAAUAAAAUUAAAAUCGAAUUCAUUUCCCAAAAUAUUUAAAUAGCCUGUGUUCAAAUCAUAUAGUUAUAUGGUUCAAAUAUAUAAUCUGCAUGGUGUUUAUAUUUUGUCGUUUUCAGCUGUCCAUUGGUUUGGUCCAUGGCUUAUUGUUUAUUGUUGUAGGUUAUGUUCUCCAUGUUGUAUAUCAUAAAUUUUUAAAAUUUCCCUGAAAUAGGCGAUUAUGACCGGGUGCAAAUCACCACUGGUAUUCGACGUUUUAUGCGAAUGCAAAGUAACGAAAGCUAGGGUGGGAAAAAUGAAAUUACCACAUGGGUAUGUAGAUACGCCGGUGUUUAUGCCCGUAGGCACUCAAGGUACUUUAAAAGGUAUGUUGCCAGAACAACUUAAGAAAAUGGGAUUGCAAAUUAUGCUAGCAAACACCUACCAUUUAGGAACCCGUCCGGGUAUUGAUAUAUUGAGUAAAGCGGGUGGACUACACAACUUUAUGAACUGGGAUGGAAACUUGUUGACUGAUUCGGGAGGGUUUCAGAUGGUAUCCCUAUUGAAAUUAGCAGAAAUAACAGAAGAAGGUGUCAAAUUCCAGUCACUAAAUGAACAAAAAAAUGAAGUCAUGCUCACUCCAGAACAUUCCAUUGAAAUUCAAAAUGCUAUUGGUGCCGACAUAAUAAUGCAGUUAGAUGAUGUCAUUAAAACUACAAAUCCCAAUAAAGACAGAAUUAAGGAAUCAGUGCACAGGACUACACGAUGGCUUGAUAGGUGUUUAACGGCUCAUAAGAAUCCUGAAUGUCAAAGUAUAUUUCCCAUAGUUCAAGGCACUUUAUAUGAAGAUUUGCGAAAAAUAAGUGUGGCAGAUCAUAUGAAAAGGGAUGUCAACGGUUAUGCGAUAGGAGGUUUGAGUGGUGGGGAAAGUAAAGAUGAUUUUUGGAAAAUUGUCCACCUUUGUACAAAUUUAUUGCCGAAGGAUAAACCUAGGUAUUUGAUGGGAGUUGGGUUUGCGGUGGAUUUGGUUGUAUGUUGCGCAUUGGGAGUGGACAUGUUUGACUGUGUUUUCCCAACCAGGACAGCUAGAUUUGGUUGCGCCCUUUUGAUGACAGGUCAAUUAAAUCUAAAGAAAAAACAGUAUGCCAAAGACUUCAACCCUAUAGAUAAAGACUGCAGUUGUACAACUUGCAAAAAUUACACCCGGGCAUAUCUCCACGGAAUUGCUGGUGAUCUUCCUGUCGCUUGCCAUUUGUUAACAGAGCACAAUGUAGCAUUCCAGAUGAGAUUGAUGAAAACUAUGAGAGAUAAUAUACUAAAUGGUAGUUUUGUGAGCUUUGUGCAGAAUUUCAUGGCUAAUUUAUAUCCAGAUAGGAGCUACCCCAGUUGGAUCCAAGAUUCAUUAAAAGCUGUUAACAUUAAUUUAUUGUACCCAUAAAUUCAUUAGAUUGUUAAUACAUUAUUUCAGUUUUUCCUUGCAGUCCUUUGCAAUUAA